CGGUCGACCCCGAGCGUCGUCUUUUCGGUUCGUGGUCAAGAUCGGUGGCAUGUGGCGCAGCGUCCAUCGCCUCCAUGGCUUGACGUCCGCGCGGUCGCUCUCGACUGCGCCAGCGCUUGCUCUCCGCAGCGCUACGUUCAUCCCGACGACGAAGGAGGUUCCGGCCGACGCAGCCAUCCCCAGCCAUCAGCUGCUGGUCCGCGCCGGCUUCAUCCGCAAGACAUCGAAUGGCAUCUACAUGAUGCUGCCGCUUGCUGGCCGGUCGCUCGCGAAGCUCGAAGCCAUUAUCGACACGCAUAUGCAUGCAAUCAAGUGCUCGAAGCUGAGUAUGCCCUGCCUCCUCACGGCUGACCUCUGGCAGGAAACUGGUCGGUGGGAGUCGAGCGGUCCGGAGCUCUUCCGCGUGACGGAUCGUCGCGACGUUGCCCAUUGCCUCGGCCCGACGCACGAGGAGGUAUUCACGUCGCUCGUCGCUUCGACCGUGUCGUCGCCCAAGCUUCUGCCAUUGCGCUUGUACCAGAUCGGCCGCAAGUACCGCGACGAGAUCCGGCCGCGCUUCGGCCUCCUUCGCGCCAAGGAGUUUGUGAUGAAGGACGCGUACACGUUCGACGUUGACCGCGCCGGUGCCGAGACGACGUACCACCUCAUGGUGGACGCCUACCACAAGAUCCUUGCGACGCUUCAGCUGCCAAUCGCGCAGGUCGAAGCCGACACGGGCAACAUUGGUGGCAGCCUCUCGCACGAGUUCCACGUGCUCUCGGGCUUUGGCGAAGACGCGCUCCUGUCGUGCUCGUCGUGCACGUACGCGGCCAACGUCGAGAAGGCGCGCGGUGUCUUGCCCGCGUCGAGCAUCUCAGCCCCAAUCGCGUCGCUGGGUGACCUCGUGGCGUCAACGCAUGGAUAUGUCCCGACGCUCUACUUGGCCGAGAACAAGACGCAACUCGUUGUCGUCUUGACGCCGGAGGGUCGCGACGUGAACCCGCUUUCGCUCAAGGACCAUAUCGACGACGUCGAUGGCCUUGUCCAAGUCAAGCCGGGUCAUGUCGAGUGCGCGCUAUCGCUGCCGUCGCCUCGCAUCUUUGUCGACGCCGGCGUCGCACCGUCGGGCGGUCUCGCCGCCUUUCUCGCGGGCCAGAACGCCGUUUCCGGCCACUUUCGAUUGGCCAAGGAGCACGACGGGUGUCCGUGUUGCGAGCACGGCAAGCUCGUCGAGAAACGGGGCAUUGAAGUCGGACAUGUGUUUUACCUUGGGCACAAGUACUCCAAGGCGCUCGGUGCGACGUACGUGGACACGCACGGAAAGGCGCAGAACAUGGACAUGGGCUGCUACGGCAUGGGCGUCACGCGCCUCAUGGCCGCGUCCGUCGAGAGCCUGCAUGACAAGCACGGCAUCGUGUGGCCGGACGCCAUCGCGCCGUACAAGGCCGUCGUCAUCGGUGUCGGCAAGGACACCGAGUCGACGGCGACGGCGGUCGCCACGGACCUCGCGGCCGCGCUGCCCGACGACGUUAUGCUCGACGACCGGUGGGCCGAGCGCCCAGGCGUCAAGCUCACGGAGGCCGAGCUCAUUGGGUACACAUGGCGUAUCGUGGUCGGAAGCGGUUCGCCACCGAGGGGCUCCUCGAAGUGCUGCACCGUCCCAGCAUGAAUGUGUCCUACGUAGCGCCGUCGGAGCUGCGGGCGCACGUCGGUGCCUGAUGAUGCAGCCGUUGCUCACGCUCGGCCCUGGACCAAUAUGCAGCCGUGUUGGCAUCGACGCGACGGAGCACCGUGAUCACGAAGCACCCACGCGUAGCAAUAAUCAAGAACUUCGUUUCUACUCGUUG
Saprolegnia parasitica CBS 223.65 is the source of this 1826-nucleotide messenger RNA. RefSeq names its product prolyl-tRNA synthetase. The coding region runs from base 50 to 1648 and encodes 532 amino acids. The transcript is spliced from 2 exons. Gene Ontology annotation, molecular function: ATP binding; proline-tRNA ligase activity. Gene Ontology annotation, biological process: prolyl-tRNA aminoacylation. Lineage: Eukaryota; Oomycota; Saprolegniomycetes; Saprolegniales; Saprolegniaceae. Gene Ontology annotation, cellular component: mitochondrion; cytoplasm. The record is from RefSeq and is a predicted model, not a curated record.